Molecule: messenger RNA, 2085 nt
Organism: Pipistrellus kuhlii (Kuhl's pipistrelle)
Lineage: Eukaryota; Metazoa; Chordata; Mammalia; Chiroptera; Vespertilionidae
Gene: FBXO25
Product: F-box protein 25
Exons: 11
Coding region: 122-1222 (366 amino acids)
Biological process (GO): protein ubiquitination
Cellular component (GO): SCF ubiquitin ligase complex; cytoplasm; nucleus
Molecular function (GO): protein binding
Source: RefSeq, a predicted model, not a curated record
UCACGGCGGAGGGCGGGGCUUUCCGCAGCGACUUCCGGCAAUAAACCGGGACGCGCCGGCGUCAGGUGCGCCCCGAGGCGGUCGGCCAUCCGGCGGAAGGGCACGCUCGGCGCGCAGAGCGAUGCCGUUCCUGGGGCAGGACUGGCGAUCCCCUGGAUGGAGCUGGGUUAAAACGGAGGACGGCUGGAAGCGCUGUGAGCCCUGGAGGGAGGACCUGGACCGGGAGCGCCCCCAGCGCAGCGCCCCGCACAGCAUAAUCCUAAAUAGUGAAGAUGAAGAAAUAUUUACUGAUGGAGAGCAUGGAUGUGCAUCCAAGAAAAGGAAAAAGGACCAUUUUAGAAAUGACAGCAACACUCAGUGUUUUUUUCGUGAAAAAUGGAUCUAUGUCCACAAAGAAAGCACAAGAGAGCGGCACGGCUACUGCACGCUGGGGGAGGCCUUCACCCGCCUGGACUUCUCGAGCGCCGUGCAGGACGUGCGCAGGUUCAGCUACGUGGUCAGGCUAUUGCAGCUAAUUGCAAAAUCCCAGUUAACCUCAUUGAGUGGUGUGGCACAAAAGAAUUACUUCAACAUUUUGGAUAAAAUCGUUCACAAGGUGCUCGACGACCACCAGAACCCGCGGCUGAUCAAAGACCUCCUCCGAGACCUGAGUUCCACGCUCUGCACCCUGGUCCGCGGCGUGGGCAAGUCCGUGCUGGUGGGCAACAUCAACAUCUGGGUGUGCCGGCUGGAGACGGUCCUCGCCUGGCAGCAGCAGCUGCAGAACCUGCAGGUGACGCCGGAGAACCACGGCCUCACGCUCAGUGACCUGCCGCUGCACAUGCUGAACAACAUCCUGUACCGGCUCUCGGACGGCUGGGACAUCGUGACGCUGGGCCAGGUGAGCCCCACGCUGCGCACGCUCAGCGAGGACCGGCGGCUCUGGAAGAAGCUGUGCCAGUACCACUUCGCCGAGAAGCAGUUCUGCAGACACCUGAUCCUCUCGGAGAAGGGCCACGUGGAGUGGAAGCUGAUGUACUUUGCGCUGCAGAAGUGCUACCCGACACGGGAGCAGUACGGGGACACGCUGCUCUUCUGCCGGCACUGCAGCACGCUCUUCUGGAAGGACUGCCGCCUCGCUUUACUGCUCCAGGACUCGGGACACCCCUGCACGGCCACCGACCCUGACCGCUGCUCCACGCCCGUGUCCCCGCAGCACUUCAUCGACCUCUUCAAGUUCUGAGCCUCGGGGCCGGCGCCCAGCCCGAGGGCAGCCAGCACCCCUGCCGCGUGCUGCCACCGAGCGGCGGCCCGGCAGCUUCCUGCUCCGGGCGGGACGCCGGCCGGUGUGCCCUUCGAGGGCCCCGGAGCCCGGUGAGACCGUGUCCGCUCCGUCUCUGAGAAGUUCUUUUCUCCGGGCGUUUGAAAACUCGCACCUUUGCCUACUUACAGAUACGGUCCCAAAGGCCCUGGGUUUUGAGCGCCACUGCCCUGCAGAGCUGACACUAAUGCAGUGACGGCUGGAUGGUCACACGUCUCCAGGUUUUGCAUAAUUGGGGGGGGGGGUGUUUAAACCAGCAGUCCUUGUAAAUACAUUGUGCAGAUUAUUUAUUUUUCUUAAGAUGUAUUGUAGCCACACUGGUUGUGACCAAAUGACCUACGGCCGUGGUCGGCAAACUGCGGCUCACGAGCCACAUGUGGCUCUUUGGCCCCUUGAGUGUGGCUCUUCCACAAAAUACCACGUGUGGGCGCGCACAUACAGGUCAACUGAAACUUCAUGGCCCAUGCGCAGAAGUUGGCUUUUGGCUCUCAAAAGAAAUUUCAGUUGUCGUACUGUUGAUCUUGAGUUUGCCGACCACUGCCCUAGGGGGAUGUUUGUGUGUUUGUCCGGUGUUUGGCGAUUGAGUUGUGAAUUGUGCAGUGUCUGUGACCAGGACGGUGGGAGUGGUGUGGCCGCACACCGUGCUGCCCACGCCCUCGGACAGACACCAGCGUCUGGGACCUCGGAGCCCUGGGAGGGACGACUACUGAGCAUGCCGAGUGGCAGCGGGCAGCCUGCCGUCUGUGGGAAACUGCUUUCCAGACAAUAAACCAUGUUUACUGACA